AAUGUCAAAAAUUCUGAACCGUCAUCCAUUGCAACGAGUCGGUAUUUUUAUGUGUUUAAUUUUAUUAAGACAAUAAACUACAAUAAUCGUUAGCAUGUCGGCUAAUAAGGAGGACACAUUACGACAGUUUUGUGACGUGACCGGCGCUGAUGAAACUCGCAGUCGUUUCUUUUUGGAAUCGUCGAAUUGGCAGCUUGACGUAGCGUUAUCUAGUUUCUAUGAGCACGGAGGUAGUGUAGACGAGGCGCCUAUACCUACGGUUGCUCCGGCGUCGCUGCCGACACUGUCCGACAGCGACAUGGAGUCCCCGCCGGCGUCGCCGGUGCGACAGAAGAAGGAGAAAAAGAAGCCCACUGGCAACUUCGCGACGUUAGGGUCGCUCCAGCAGGAGAGUUCCAGUGAUGAAGAUGAAGGGCAAGCAUUCUAUGCCGGCGGGUCCGAAAGGUCUGGCCAACAGAUCAUUGGCCCAGGCAAGAACCGGAAAGACAUAGUCACUGAGAUGUUCAAAAGUGUCAGAGAACGUGGGGCCGUGGUGUUUGAAGACGAGCCAACAACGGCCAACCGGGGCCGCGGUGGCGCCUUCAGCGGUACUGGCUACAGACUUGGACAGACAUCAGAUGAUCACGAGCCAGUGUCGGCGCCGGGCGCGCAGUCGCAAGGGGAAGACAUCCGCGCCGUGCGCCUGCGCCUGUAUAGAGAGGGCUUUACCGUGGACGACGGCCCCGUGCGCUCCUACACUGACCCGGAGCAUGCCGAGUUCUUAGACAGCAUACGCCGCGGGGAGAUUCCAGCGAGUCUCGGCGGCGCAGGCGCGGUGCGGGUGUCGCUGGAGGACCGGCGCCACGAGCCCGCGCCCGCGGUCAAGUCGCAGGUGUUCGCCGGCAAGGGCCAGAUGCUCGGCAGUCCGACGCCGCCCGUGGUGGGUGCUCCAGCCGCGGCGGGGACGCCGGCCGCGGCGGCCGCCGACCGCGACGCCAACACGCGCGCCGCGCAGGCCGCCGUGCAGCUCGACCCCUCCCAGCCCGCCACCUCCAUACAGUUCCGGCUAGCGGACGGCAGCCGCGUGGCGGGCCGCUUCAACCUGUCGCACACGGUGGCGGACCUGCGGCAGUUCGUGGCGCGCGCCGAGCCCGCCUACCAGGCGCGGCCCUUCCUGCUGCUCACCUCCUACCCCUCCGCCGAGCUGGCCGACGCCGCCGCCACCGUGCAGCAGGCCAACCUCGCCAACAGCACGCUGCUGCAGAGGCUCAAGUAAACACUUACACCAUCACACUUCAUACAUACAUAUAAUCACGCCUAUUUCCCGGAGGGGUAGUGGUAUCGUCUUGGGUCGUCCCAUUCGUUUUUCGUCAAGUUCUUAAAUUAGUCCUAUUCUGCUUUCGUCACUCAUUCUACAUUCGUCACAAUCGUCGGUGGCUUUCAAAGUAGAAUGAGUGACGAAAGCAGAAUAGGACUAAUUUAAGAACUUGACGAAAAACGAAUGGGACGACCCAAGACGAUACCACAGGCCACACCCGGUAUACAACACCGUUUUUUGUGUCAAUUAAAUGAGGUAAAUCAUUUAAUCUCAGCAGGUAUGCUUAGCGUGGUGGAAAUAGAUAAUGAAUCUUUAACCCUUUUCCAGGCCGCACCAAUCUAUAAGGUUUUCUCAAAAAAUGCAAAUAUAUUCUAACUGGCCAGUUUUGAUUUGAAGACGUCACAUUUUCUAAAAGUGCAAUCUAAUUUGAACCUUAAAUCGGACUACUAAGGUUGACAUUCUAUUGGCGCAUAUGUGCUCGAUAAAUCAUACUGUGCCUGGAAAAGGGUUCAUUACGGUAAAUUAUAAUACCAGUUCGCCAGAUUUAUCCUACCAAACAAUUUAUCCUAAAGGCAGGCAUGCCAUGCCUGUCACGUUCUAACAAGUAUGUAAGUGUGAAAGUGACCGGCAUAGUCACAAGCAAUAAAAAUGCAACCAUGCUGCCACCGCAAGGUUAGACGUUUUAAAAGUUAGUAAAAAGGCUUUUAGGACAAAUAGUUAUGUGAUAGCUAUAUAGUACAGCCAAGUGUUAAAAAAUAUGGGUGUACACAUACUCAAAAAUAUGUCCCAUAGCUUCGUCGAGUGACAAGCAAAAGUCACUAAGUACUAUCAAAAAAUCAAAGUAACAAUGCACUUUAUUACACUUGUAACACGGUUUAUUGUCCAAUAAUUUCAAUGGUGUUAGUUAGUGACUUUUGCUUGUCACCCGACGUUAUGUCAGCGAAUUAAGAACUAUGGGAUAUAUUCUUGAGAAGUUACAUGCACCCAUAUUUUUACACGUGACCGUACUAAAUACUACGUACACGUACUCCUUUGUGGCUGUGUACUUCGAGCUUUUUUUCUUCAUUUUAACUGAACUGAUUGUUUUAAGGGAUUCAUAAUUUUAUGAAAAUAUAACAAUCCUAUUUAGAAUUAUGGUUUUAGUUGAAUAAUAGUUUAGAGUGCAAAUGUAUCUCUAGCCCGCCACAUAUUACACAUUUACAUAUCUUUACUUACCUAUGUUAUUUUGUUAAUAUUUAUGCGUAUUCUAAAAAUUAAUAAAAUUCAUAAAUGUAAAAAUAGUGGUCGCCAAAAAUGUUAACAGCUUUACUCCUAAACUAAUGCAUAAAUCAAAUAAUUAUUUGUUAGCGUUCAUAUUCACUUUCUAAAGAUUUGAAAUCAUGUAUAAUAAUUUAGUACAGAUCAGUUUACAUCAUUGGCGACUUCUAUUCAUUCAGGGGAAUCGCGUUAAAGCGUGUCGCGACGCCAUUUUGUAAGCACGGGAUGCACAAGAUGGUCGACGCCGUUUCUUAAACCAAAAGCUGUAACGAAAUGAUAUUUUUAUAUAGCGUGUAUUAUAAAAGUGAUUGCUAGAAUGACGUGCAACGUAUGAAAUGUACUAAAUGAAGCGCCCAUGUAAAGAUUUUUUAAAUAAAUCUUUGUCUAAACACUAUUUUUUUGACACUUCAUGCGUUCAAAUCAAACCCUUUAGACGCAAUUAACCCUUAAACAAGUCGUGAGAUGUUGUCAUAGCGCUAAGAACGCCUAUGGCGUAGACUGUGAAAAUAACAUUUUCACCACACCAGCUCGGAAAGGCUUACUUUGCACUUCAAAAACGGAUAGCAUAGUGGCACUUUGCUACUAUUAGUAAUUCACAUGUGAGGCAAAGUAAUCAAAUGCAAAUUUUGAGUGGUUUUAACAUAAGUGUUUUCUGGUAGAAUUGACUUUUAAAUGAUGAUUUUAGUGUCAAAAAAAUGUUUUUUUAUUAUACAUAAUAUACAUUUUUAUGUUACAAUUACUUACACCAAAUUUUGAUUUUGGUUCAUUUGAAUUUGAUUUGGUUUGAUUUUGUUUGAUAUUUUAAAUUUAUAUUUGCUUCGGGCUGGUGUGGUGAAAAAUUUUGUGUUUCACUCGGGGGCAAAUUUUGUUUAACCCUCGCGCUUUCAAAACUUCGCAACGCUCAAGAUUCCAUUUUUCGAACCUUUCGCUUGCUCGGGUAUUAAUAUUAGCACGAGCGGCCCCCUUGUAAAACAAAUAACUAUUACUCUGCGAUUUGCUUCAAGGUUCUUUUACUAAUCACGUUGGCGUGUGAGUCACAUUUUUAGUUGAUAAACAGUUCAAAAUGAUAAAUAGAAAAAAAAAAAGAAAUAAUAUUGCCGUAGACUCAGACGGAUGUAAAGCCAAACUUCGCUUAUUUUUAUAAUAAAAAUAGAUUGGUUCAUCGGAUCUAUUUUACAAUAAAAGAAUGCUCAAUGCGAUGAAAAAUACGAAUAGAUUUAACAAAAAUCUAGUACCCAGAGGUAUCCAGUUUUGAGUGACCAAGUGGCUUAUUACUUGGUUUGAGCAACUUUGUUUUGUACUGUAGAGUGUAGCAAUAGUCUAAACGUCUUGUAAUAUAGGAAAUUUCUAUCAGUGAGCUAAUGUGUAAGAAAGAUUUAUAUUUCGCAUUUCAAGCCUUAACCCUUGCGAUGCCAAGAAUAAAGCUUAAGUUAAGCCCACUAUGCGUUGAACGUUUAAGUAUUAUGACGUAGGUACGCUGUAAAUGUAAUCUUCAGAGUGUUCAAAUAAGGUUUAUAUUGGCUCGCUUGCCCUACUAUUUUAGCGUGUGAGUGACGAAUGGCGUUCAAUGGGCUAAUGCAUUUUAUAAAGUGUUCUUAUAUUAAUAAAAUUCAAAAUACCGAAAACGUUUUUUAAUUUAAAUAAAAUAAUUUACAACCAAAACUAGAAUAGAGGCCUAUACUAACCCUAAUUACCCGUUAGAUUUUAACCAAUAACCUAGAUUUUACCUAAUGUCGGCGAAUACUCUUAAAAAAACGUAGAAAAAUAAA
Cydia fagiglandana is the source of this 4323-nucleotide messenger RNA. It is a transcript of the gene p47, whose product is annotated as NSFL1 cofactor p47-like. The transcript has 9 exons. The coding region runs from base 95 to 1255 and encodes 386 amino acids. Gene Ontology annotation, molecular function: ubiquitin binding. Gene Ontology annotation, cellular component: cytosol; nucleus. Lineage: Eukaryota; Metazoa; Arthropoda; Insecta; Lepidoptera; Tortricidae. Gene Ontology annotation, biological process: Golgi organization; nuclear membrane reassembly; membrane fusion. The record is from RefSeq and is a predicted model, not a curated record.